UUAUCAUGAAAUUUUAAUUGGCUAUUUGGAUUAUGUUAAACAACAUAGAUAUAUAUAUGCUCAUAUCUGGGCUUGUCCAGCAAAUGAAGGUGUUGAUUAUAUAUUUUAUCUUCGUCCAUUUGAACAACGUUUACCGAAGCCAAAGCAUCUACAUGAUUGGUUUAAAAAAAUGCUUGAUAGAGCAAUUGCAGAACAUAUUGUUAUUGAUUAUAAGGAUAUUAUGAAAGAUUGUUUGGAUAAUCAAGUAAAAACAGUUCUUGACAUUCCAUAUUUCGAUAGUGAUUUUUGGCCGACGACUAUUGAAGAAAGUAUUGAAAAACUUAAUCAAGAAGAGCAAAGACCACAAGAUGUUGAAAUAAUACCAAUUAUAGAAGAUGAAAACUGCAAUGUUUCUAUUGAAUCAGAAGAUGCGACAGAAGUUAGUAGAUAUUGUUCAAAUUAUUUUGUAGCUAAAAUUAAAAUUCAUGUAAACAUAUGA
Rotaria sordida is the source of this 478-nucleotide messenger RNA. The record is from the annotation of a GenBank genome assembly. Lineage: Eukaryota; Metazoa; Rotifera; Eurotatoria; Philodinida; Philodinidae.